Messenger RNA from Phytophthora nicotianae INRA-310, 279 nucleotides. RefSeq lists its product as hypothetical. NCBI's taxonomy places the organism in Eukaryota, Oomycota, Peronosporomycetes, Peronosporales, Peronosporaceae. The transcript has a single exon. The record is from RefSeq and is a predicted model, not a curated record. The annotation marks the transcript as partial.
ACAGAGAACAAUCGUAAGGUCGGCACGGAAACCCGGCUUGGCUUUUGUGGCUGGGGUCUUGGCGUGGUGCUGGUGGCUGAGAACUUGGCGUGGCUUGUGUCAGCGCUGGUGGCUGGGGUUUUGGUGUGGCUUCUGGCUGGGGACUUGGCGUGGCUUGGCGUGGUGCUGGUGGCUGAGGACUUGGCGUGGCUUGUGUCGGGAACUUGGCGUGGCUUGUGUCAGCGCUGGUGGCUGGGAACUUGGCGUGGCUUGUGUUGGGUGGCUGGCGCAGUGGCUUGA